Gamsiella multidivaricata is the source of this 3005-nucleotide messenger RNA. RefSeq lists its product as uncharacterized. The transcript is spliced from 2 exons. The record is from RefSeq and is a predicted model, not a curated record. NCBI's taxonomy places the organism in Eukaryota, Fungi, Mortierellomycota, Mortierellomycetes, Mortierellales, Mortierellaceae. The coding region runs from base 1 to 2718 and encodes 905 amino acids.
AUGACUGUAGAGACGUCAGGACAGGUCUCUGUCGCUCAGGCAAAGGACACAGACGCCGUCGACGAGCCCACAACCCCAACCGCUGCAUCCGCAACAACAUCAACAACAGCAGCAGCAGCAGGACCGGCAGCAGCAGUCGAGAGCCUAGCCCCUUCCGAAGCCAUGGUAGCGAUCGGAAAUGAUGUCCUCACGAACGGUCCCUCGUCAACGACGGUGCUCGAGCACUCUGGCAUGGUCACACCCUCGUCCUCGUCCGCCGCUUCCGUCACGGACGACACCGAAGAAGAUGCGGAAGCCGAAGGCGACGGCGAUAUCUUCCAGGACGCGAUGGAUGAUUUGCCGGCCACACGUAAGCUCCAUCAGCGACUGUCGCAGUACUCACCGCAGAUGAGACAGACAGAAGAAUGGGAGCAGAUCUUGCAGGACUGGGAGCGCGUGAUGGCCGAGAAGCGGAUCCAGGAUGCGAGGUUGAACCUGGUUGAGCAGGAAAACAGACGGAUGAAGGCCCAGUUGGUCGAGGCCGAGACCACCAAGACCGAGGUCGAGAAGGAGUGUGAGCAGAAGAUCGAGCAGCUGGAGAGGGUGAACAAAGAGCUGGUGAACAAAAGUAAAGAUCCAGCCAAGGAGCAGACCGCGCUCAAGAAUCAGCUGGAGGAAUCCGAGGCCGAGAAGGAGUUGUUCAAGUUGAUGUUGGAGGAGACCGAGGGUGAGAAGAAACGGGUCGAGAUGAAGCUGAUCCAGGUCGAGAAGGAGAAGGAGGCCUGGAAGAAGAAGUCCGAGAAGGUGAACACGAUCAAGAACCGGUUGAGGCUGAAGGCGGCCCAGUUCCAGUUGCUCUCGACCUCGACUUCGUCCCUUCUCGCCCAGGGGUUGGAUGGUGCUCGUCCGGAUAAGGAACGCAUACGGUUGAUGGACCAGGUCAACGUCCUCGAGUCUGACCGGUCGCGUCUGGCGGCCAUGGUCAAGGACACCAUGCACGCCACGGGCGACUCGAGCUCGGAUGCGGCCGUUGUCGAUGUAUCGACGCUCUCGAAGGAAGACCUCGUCAAGGAGAACCGGAAGCUGAACAACGAGCUCCAGAUGACCAAGGUUGAGAGCUCGCUGUACCAGCGCCGUAUCGAGGCCUUUGAAGUCACGCUGCAUGAUGUCCGUGUGGCACUGGCUAACUCGGAAGCUCAUGCUGAGAGUCUGGAGAUGAAGAAGUAUGACCUCCAGGACAAGCUGGCGGCUGCGGAGGGCAGUCUUGACCGCGCGAGGAUCGAGUCGAUAAAGUACCAGGGUCUCCAUAAGGAGAUGCUCGAGAAGAACGAAAAGCUGAGUCGGGAGAUGGACGUCAUCAAGGCACGAUUCGAGGCCAAGGACCGGGUGCUGGUGACGACGCAGAAGCAGCUGGCGUCUGCCAAGGCUGACGGCGGGCUGUUGAAGACGAUCCGGCGCGAGCUCGAGUCGGUGCUGUUUGAUUACAACACAGUCGUGCAGCAUUUUAUGGACAUUCAGGUGCAGGCGAUCGGGGCGAAAUCUCUGGCGAAUACGUUGAAGCGCAAGAACAACGAGCUCAACGCCCAGCUGACGCACUACCGGUCGAUGUUGUUGGGUAUCAAGUCAUUCAACAACAAUGAUCCGAUCAAGUCCCCGACGGUGACGACGCUGCGAUCCGAGUUCCGUGUGCUGUUGGAGAAAAUCCAGGAGGAGCACGAUGGUCAUGUCGAUAAGGAGAGGGCGGACAAGGCCAAGGCCCAGGACUGGAACCGGAAGCUGAGGAUGGAGAAGGAUUUUAUGAAGCUCGAGCUCCAGAACCAAAUCGAGAAGUGGAGACGGGUUUCGAUUUACUGGGAGGACAAGUGGCGCAAGACAGCGAACGAUCUUCACGAGGCCGUAACGAGCGGCGCGACGUCCGAUGUGCUGUACGAGAUUGCGUCGAGUAACCCGGGGUUGCUGCAGUCAUCAGUAGGUCCGUCGUCGACGGCGACUUCGCCAAGAACAAGCCAGACCUUGAAUGCGAGCGCUGCCCAUGCCAAGCGACGGUCGCUUGCGAUCUUGACUAAUGGCGGCGUGGGACUCCAUAGCGGUCCUGAGCAGCCGAUGACGCCCUCUGCGAUGAAGCAGCAGAUCAUGGAGAGCAAGAUGCGUUCAGGUUCAGGAUCUGGAGGAACAGGUUCGCUGUCGCGCCAGACCAGCAGCUCGUUCUUCCACUCGAGCUCGAACUUUGCUUCGUUGUCGCCUGGGCCGACCAACAGCAACAACAACAUCAACAGUAACGGACCCAUCACUGCGAUUUCAUCGCCUCCUCUUCCAGUGUCGAACCAGCCCUCAACCGCAACCUUGGCGGUCGGGGCGCUCACAGAGUCAUUCACGGAGUUGGUCUCGACCGUGAAACCGUUUCUGAGCCGGACAAUCUCGCAGACGGCCAGUGGAGUCGUGGGGGCCCCCAACGAACCCGUCGUCGAGAUUGGCGGCAGCAGCGACGUUGAGGACUCCGAUUGCAGCAGGAUUGCCGCCGAGUGUGCAGGGAGUCGGAGCAAUGGGGAACACAGCGGUUUCGAAGACGUCGCUGAGAUCGCGAUCGAUGGCGACAUCAGCCAUUGGGACGGCGAGGUCCCAGGCGUUGCAGAGCCCUGGAGCCGGAGCGGGGGUGACGGUGGCGAGUCGGGAGGCACAGACGAGGGCGAAUACGAGUAUCUCGACGGUGGCGAAAUCAGUGGAUCAGGCGCUGAGUGAGUCGGAUCGGUUGAAGGCCGAUGUCCGGAGGAUGCUGAAUCGAUAGUGGUGUGGAAAAGCAUGUAGCGCAGUGCAGCAUAGCACACGCCAUGGGUAUGUGUGCUUUGAUAAAAUAAUUUAAAUAAUAAUCAGGUUACUAGCGCCAUCAAUGAACACAUAAAAAUACCGUUUCAAGGAAUGGGAAGAAGUGUACAAAUGUCUGGCUGGCUGCAUGAGGGCAUACAUGUAUCUCCGAGGGUGGUCGUGUGGUGUGGAUGGGAUGGAUGGCGUUUUUUGUUUGUUUGUGU